Molecule: messenger RNA, 6779 nt
Organism: Mustela lutreola (European mink)
Lineage: Eukaryota; Metazoa; Chordata; Mammalia; Carnivora; Mustelidae
Gene: RGS9BP
Product: regulator of G protein signaling 9 binding protein
Exons: 1
Coding region: 489-1202 (237 amino acids)
Biological process (GO): G protein-coupled receptor signaling pathway; detection of light stimulus involved in visual perception
Cellular component (GO): photoreceptor outer segment; neuron projection
Source: RefSeq, a predicted model, not a curated record
CCCAUCCACUGUCUAAGGGAUGGAAGCGCCCUCGGAGGACGGGAGGGGGUGGGCGGAUCCUAAGAAACCCUACCCCGCAGCCCUUGGCAGUGGCUAAGGCGGAGCGCGCGGCUCGGCGGCCGGCUAGCCUUGGCGACGGCACUGGAGAAGGAUGGGGACCGCAACCCGGGCUUCGCAGAGAGCUCCUUGGAGGCGAGGGAGGUGCAGAAACUAGGCGUGUGACUCCGAGCAAAUCGGGGGAGGAUGGAUGAGGGGAUGGGAGAUAGCUAACUGGGCUGUCUCUCUGCGUGCAGUCCGCAGAGGCGCACGUCGCUGGUCUCCAGAGGCUUCGUCGACAACAUCGGCAGCGCCGAGCCAGUCUCGGGGCCAUGAGGAGCGCACAGGCCGCUCGGCCGGGAGCCGCCGUCGGGGCUGGCAGCGUCCCGCUGCGCUGAGGGCGUGGAACGGAGAGGGGCGCAGGGGGCCGGGCUGCGCUGGAGCGCACAGCCAUGGCGAGGGAGGAGUGCAAGGCACUGCUGGACGCUCUCAACAAGGCGACCGCAUGCUACCACCACCUGGUGCUGACCGUGGGCGGCUCGGCGGACUCGCAGAACCUGCGUGAGGAACUGCAGAAGACGCGCCAGAAGGCGCAGGAGCUGGCGGUGGCCACCCGCACCCAGUUGACGGCCGCGCUGCGCGACCGGGGCCUGGGCGCCGAGGAGCGCGCCGAGUUCGAGCGCCUCUGGGUGGCCUUCUCCGGCUGCCUGGACCUGCUGGAAGCCGACAUGCGGCGCGCACUGGCCCUGGGCACUGCGUUCCCGCUGCACGCGCCGCGGCGGCCGCUGGUGCGCACAGGCGUGGCGGGCGACUCGGCGGGCGUAGCAGCGCGCGCCCUGAGCGUCCGCAGCUUGCGGCACGAGGCGGAGGGCAACUUCGACGUGGACGACCUGCGCCAGCUGGAGCGCGAGAUCCUUCAGGUGAGCGAGAUGAUCCAAGAAAUGGAGAUGAAGGUCAACGUGCCCCGCUGGACGGUGCAGGCCCGGCAAACGGCGGGCGCCGAGCUCCUGUCCAGCGCCAGCGUACGUGUCUCCUCCGUGGGCGCCGUGUCCGUCCAGGAGCGCACCGGGCCCUGCGACCCGAACAAGGCCCUGGCCGCCACCGUUUUCAGCGCCGUGCUGCUGGCGGCUGUGGCCCUGGCAGUCUGCGUAGCGAAGCUGAGCUGACCGACACACGACUUUUUCCUGCCACUGCCGCUCCCUCCCGGGAGAAAUCCCUUGGGAACGACGGCAAUCGCCUGGACUGGAGAUGGGAGUGGGAUUUGGCACGUUUAAGGGAAGGGGUUCUAAAACCCCGUGUGUGUGUGUGUGUGUGUGUGUGUGUGUGUGUGUGUUAGGCAGCACAUGGUUUCCUCUUGCUGACCCGGGAGGAGUUAAUUUUGCGCGGGCAUCCAGGGCAUUACCGCUAAUGUAUGCAGCAGCUUUAUCCCCUAUUAAUAGAAAACCGUCCCACGGUGACCCCAGAUUCCUCGGAGUUAAUGGGUGACCACGUGUGCUGCUGGGGCGUGUUUACACGGAGUCUGGUGUUUGGUGCCCCCACCCCUACCAGCGAUCCCCAUUCUCUGCGUGGGUUAGUUUGAAAGGGGGGUGAGGUGAAAUGAAGUUGGGCCGGGGGAGUUGUUUUGCUGUGUGGGUGGUGAUUUGGUUUCCUGGACAAAACUAAGAAGAUGUAAGCAGGUUAUAUUACCUUAAUCCUUUGGGGCCUAAGCUUAGGAUAGUGUGCAAAGCGAAGUCCGUUCGAAGUGCUUUCUCUAUGGCACACCAUUGAGCUUCUUGGCAGAGUUCAUCAAUUAGUUACCAAAAGCAGCUAGAAGACAUUUCGGUUUGGGGUUCGGUGACCUUCCCCACAAGUGCUGACCCUACUUAGGAAACCAGACAUUGAAACUGCCCCCACUUGCCUAUUGCAAGGGACUCUUCCCGGUCAGCCUGGAAGGAGCACAAGCUUUGGGAAAGACAUAAUGCUAUUCAAACAGGCACUUUCUCCUUUGCAGGGGCUCAUGUUUGUUCCAGAACUAGACCAGAGUUUUAGAUCCUCCUUGGGGGGGAGGGCUGCAGAAUCCUCUUUGGAGCCGUUAAUCCUUUCUAUCCCUUGGAAUUUGCCUGCUGGCCAGUAGGAGAGCUGGCUUUGGAGGAAGCCACACAGCUCCCUGACCCUCACACUGACCCCUGAGAGGGUAAACCUCACUGCUGCAUGCCGUGGGACCGGAUUAGCCCCAGAACCGGGUUAGAAGGCAACAGCUUCCACUUGGAAAUUUCAGCAGCAUUUUAGAAACAAGAAUCAUUGAGGAAGAAAAACCAUAUAACCAUAUGUUGCCCUAUCAAAGCCGGUUUCUUAUAGAGGACAUUUGGCCACAAAGUCAUACGUGCCAAUGAGUCAAACACAGUGGUCUUUACUUACACCCUUAAGUUAGUAAAUAUACAUCUAUUAUGAAAAUAGAUCUUGAAGGCAGGAGGUCAUAGCAUAAACUAGUGGAACCACGCUGUACAUAACAGAGGUUGGGUGACCCCUGCUUCUGUUGCUCAGUGAGUAAAGAAGGUGGAAACCCCUGGGUCCCAGGCUGAGCCGUGCCACCACCGGCCGCCUGUUUUGCAAAGAGAACAUAGCUGGAGAAAUAAUGCUGAGAAAACACAUUUACUUGUCAAAAGGUAAUUUCGGGGCACCUAGGUGGCUCAGAUAGUUGGGUGCCUGCCUUCAGCUCAUGUCAUGAUCCCAGGUUCCUGGGAUCGAGUACCCCACUGGGUGGGCUCCCUGCUCAGUGGGGAGCCUCCUUCUCCCUCUCUCUCUCUGUCAUGAAUAAAUAAAAUGUCCAAAAAAGGGGGGGGGGUAAUUUGGAAUAAAACCCAGAGACUUUGGCUGAAAAUGACAAGGUAUUUUUUUUUUUUUCAUUUUUACCCUCAAAGUGGGAAAGAAGACCAAGAGGAAGGAAAUGACAGUUUCACAAAAGGAGCUCGGAGGGCAAAUAGGAGGGGUGCAGCCAUGGUGCCCAGUCCUGAGGUCCACCCUUCUAGCCCAGCUCGCUUCCCUCCUCCUCAGCACACAGGUUACAGUACCUCAGGGUGAAAAUAUGGGAUCUCCGUGUGUGUCUGUGAUAAUGGUCUUAAAACACCCACAAGGGCUUAAGCCGAUUAAAAGUUUUAUGACCUUAACUAAUAAAAGAAACACCUUCUGCCUCAUCUGAAUAGGAACCACUUUAAAUUCUUUUGCACCAGCCUGCUCAGAGUAACUUCAGAAAUGACAUAAAAUUUAUCGAAAUCCCCUCAUGCCUUCGUUCCCCUCCCAUAAACAUCGCAAUACAGAAUCUCCAUUCCCUUCCCCAAAUCUCAGUUUUCCCAGUAGAGAGGAGGCUGGGCAUUUUGUGACCCAAUGUUGGAAACUAUCCUUUAACACCUUUAUUAUACUCUCUUGUUUCUAAUACAGUGACUCUUCUGUUCUUACCAAGUUGUUUUGGUUCAUAACGACAACAAAAAAUCGUUCAGCAGAAUCUAUUGAAAAAAGCCCAUGAGGUGUUGUAUAAUCCACAGAGAGCAGUUGGGACAAAUGUCUUUGUUGUCACCCUUUCCACCCACUUGGCAGACCCUUGGGUAUUUAAUUGUAUGUGGAAUCAGAUGUGUACCUAAUUCGAGUCCUCUGGUCACUGAAAUUAGGGGUAAAAGGUUGCACGUGCACAUAGGGGCGCCUGGGUGGCUCAGUUGGUUAAAUGUCUGCCUUCAGCUCAGGUUGUGAUCCUGGGGUCCUGGGCUUGAGCCUCACAUCGAGCUCUGCUCAAGGGGGAACCUGCUUUCCUCUUUCUCUCUCUCUCUGCCUGCUGCUCUGCCUACUUGUGAUCUCUCUCUCUCUCUCAGUCAAAUAAAUAAAGAAAAUUUUUUAAAAAAAUGUUGCACCCACACACACACAAAAGCUGAAUUACAAUGAACUAUUUAUCCUGUGGACCUGUUAACCUAAAGAACUCUGUGUUUGAAAGUUUUAAGCAAUAGGACUAUUUGGUAUUAUUCGGAGUUCUAACAUUUCCUACUAGAACUUUCGCUAUGUGAUGCAAGAAGAAUCAGCUUCUGCUUGAGCAAUAGGCUGUUGUCACUAUAUCUCUCUGCUCUCAUUCCUAUGUAUAUAAUUCAAGACAUUGCUUUCUGAUAGAAGCCUGAUUCCAUUUAGGUGUUUGAUAUCAAAGUCAUUAAUUUCUAAAAACAUUCGGUAUGAUUUUAUACCAUGAUAUAAGUACAGGGAAAUUUUUCAAGAUAUUUAACAUAGGAUAUAUAUGAUGAGGUCAAAGUUAGAGUCUAUGGCCAAGAAAAAAAAUCUAGUUUCCCAUAUUAAAGAUACAAGUUAAAAAAUAGAUCUUUAUAUCUGAAAUUAAAUGCUAUGAUAAAUACCUGUAGAGAGAAAAUAACCCUGACUUCCCUUUUGGGAAAACGGUACUAUUUUAUCUGAUUUGGAGAAGACAAGCAAUUGGAACGUCAAGGCACUUACAGAAACUUUUAACUAUUGCUAGUUAUGGAAAAAAAAAUGAAACAUUAAUGCUUGUAGGAGAGAAAAAAAUGCCUGGCAAAUUCAUUUUUUGUGUGCUUGAAGAACUUAAUGCUUUUAAAAGCUUCAAAGGAAAGAUUUUUGAUAAAGAAAAUUAGAGCAUAACCUGCAUGGUUUACUUAAGGUUUACAAUAAGCUACAUAAGAGACGUGUGAUGUCAAAUGACAAGUCAUUUUGGUUUAAGAGUGUUUUGGUUUGCAUGAGGCUCCUGGUGAUGCUGCAUGGUCUGUUUCUACCUGCACAUUGGUACAUUUUUAGCUACUCAGUUGCAAUUCAGAGAUAGCUCUCCCUUCUGUAAUGAACGCUUGCUUGUUAAGGGUGUGAGCCCUGCGUUGAGAGCCUGUGUGUUAGCCUGAGAAGUAAAGAAUGUAAGACUGGCCUCUGUCUUCCUGUGGGGAGUGCCUCCUCCCUCAAGGCCAGAUCAGCUGUUGAUGGACAGGGACUCUGCCUCUUUAUCCAAGUACCUCAGAGAAGUCAUUGACCUUCCUGUGCCUGGGUUCCCUCCAUGGUGAAACAGGGAAGGAGCCCUGACCAAUGGACCCAAAGGUCCCUUCCAGAGUUUAAAACAUUUAGUAGAAAUCAGUUACAUAUCAAAAUGAAAUGUUACAGUUUGAUGGUUAUUAUCUAAGAUUCCAUAUAAAUUUAAAAAAUCAGAAUGAACUGAGCUUACUGUGAUAUUAGUCCAUGUCAGAAUUAGUGGAUGGACUUAAAAGCAAAUUUGUAUAAAUGCUAUUUAUUUACAGUACUUAGAUUAGGAAUUUAAAUUCAGACUAUAGGGCGCCUGGGUGGCUCAGUGGGUUAAGCCGCUGCCUUCGGCUAAGGUCAUGAUCUCAGGGUCCUGGGAUCGAGUCCCGCAUCGGGCUCUCUGCUCAGCAGGGAGCCUGCUUCCCUCUCUCUCUCUUUCUCUGCCUGCCUUUCCAUCUACUUGUGAUUUCUGUCAAAUAAAUAAAUAAAAUAUUUUUACAAAAAUAAAUUCAGACCAUAAGUCUGAGUCCAAGAAAGCCUACUAUUGAUUAAACAGUUGGUUUUACCCAGCAAUCAGGCUAUCUAAACUAAUUCUGGGAAAUUAUAGAUGUGAAACUCUCACUUAUCAUGGAGGCUGGGAAAAUCCUAUUCUGUGAGUAACCUGGAGCCCUCAGAACCAUGACCGCAUUGGCUGCCUGCUAUCAGGAAAACAUGAGCACGGCAUGGGUGGUUUUGUAUGUGGCAUCAGAUCCAAAGUGGAAUUAAAGGCUUCAUGUCAACUGUUCAUCUACCUGAAAUUGUUUAUUAAAUAAAAAAAAUUGGGGUGCCUGGGUGGCUCAGUGGGUUAAAGCCUCUGCCUUCUGCUCAGGUCAUGAUCCCAGAGUCCUGGGAUCGAGCCCCGAAUCGGGCUCUCUGCUUGGCAGGGAGCCUGCUUCCUCCUCUCUCUUUCUCUGCCUGCAUCUCUGCCUACUUGUGAUCUCUGUCAAAUAAAUAAAUAAAAUCUUUUUAAAAAUAAAUCAAUCAAAAGUAACAUGCAGCGUUUAUAACUUAGUUGGAAAAGACACCCUCAAAAAAUUCAGCUAUUGACUCUUGUGAUUUAAAAAUACAUAUAUUCUUAAUCUACUUUAUGCCCAUUUGAAGUGAAGUGAAGGUCCUGAUCAACAUUGUUACCCUUCACAGAUUUCAUUACAUAAAGAGAUAUUCAGAAAUUCUCUGAAUUUCUGGAUUCAGGAUUCAGGAUUAUGAAUCCCCAAGUGCUUCUGUACAGUAUGAUUAUACUUGUCUUGUAAUGUAGGAGGGAACCAGGAAGGGCAGUAGGUCUCCACAUGAGCGAUCUCUGGCUGUGGUCAACACAGAUCAAAGUCACAUUCAAAUAGUAUUCCUCAGUAUUAAAAACUGACUGAAGGUGCAGGAACUGACCAUAUGCUGCAGCCCUGUGUCCCCAGGGACAAGAUGGAGUUCUCAAAAAAGCAUUCUUUUCAUUUACUUAUUUUUAUCUCAUUCUUACAGGGGAAUCUGGGUGUUUUCAUGGCAGUACUAUGAGAUCUUGGGCACCCUUGUCUGUUGGUGUUUAUAACCUUAGGCUAAUAUGACAAAGGUAAACAAGCCAAAUGACAGCUCCCAUUGGCAAAAUGAUUUUGAAGAGUCCUUUUAAUAUGCUGUUGCCAGAAAGCAAAGUUGAAUGUCCCCUGCCUGUAUGGAUUGUUAGGCAUAUAGAGAUCUACAAGGAAAUAUACAGAAAUGAAAAUAUUUGUGAA